CAGACCGCCACACGAGACGAGAGCGCCAGUUGGUGGAAAGCGUGCGAGAAGGGAGGUCGUGAUAGUAGGUGUGGCUGCGUUCUCAAAGCUUUCUGGUCACCGUUUCGGGUUUUGCUGGUCGCCACCAUGCCACUCCUCAGCAACUGUUGCUUCUUCUUCGACCUGAAGGUCGGAACGAAGAUCAUCGGGGUCAUCAAACUGAUUGGCGCCAUCAUGACCAGCCUAACGCUCGCCGUCAUGCUCGUUUUCCUACUGUUCGUGGACUCGAGCGUCGACCUGGCCAGCAGCAUACACGAGGUGCACCGCAACAGCUUAAAGGACGAUGACUACGCGGACGUCGGUGACCAGCCCAAGCAAAUCUUCGAUCUUGUCAAGGAACACCUCUCUUAUGUGAAGAUCGCUUUCUGCAUCGUGCUGACGCUGGGUCUUCUGAGUGUGAUAACGUCUUCGAUGCUGAUCCAUGGCGUGAGGCGGGAUCGCCGCGGCCUGCUGCUUCCCUUCAUCACCCAGGAGGUGCUGAACAUUGUCAUCUUCAUCGCGUUGGACAUCUCCGUGGCGGUGAUCUUCGGAGUGCCUGAUGUCCUGAUUGGCUUGGUGCUGGGUGUCGCGGGAGGCUGCAUCAUCGAACUCUACUUUCUCCUGGUCGUCAUAUCCCAGUACCAGGCGCUCGGGGUCCUCCGCAUGCACGAGGAGAUAAGCAUGAAGUGAGGAGGAGGAGGUGAUUGCUGAGUCUUUUGGUGGGAUAGUGUGACUUGGCAGAUUGAUGUACUUGGUGGACAGGAGACGUCGCCGUUAGGUUGUAGGGUCUGUUUGCCGAUUUCUUUGCAUCAUUUCAAUCUGUACUCAUCAGGAAACAUAGAACAAACAUAAAACAACUGAAUAAGAAAAAAAAUCAAGGAAACGUUACAUAAGUUGAUAGACUGGGAGGUUAGGGGAGUUUUAGGCUUACAGAAACUCCUUUGUGUAGGCCCAUGGGCUUUUUUCAGACUCCUUUUGUUCUAAGUCGAGAUAUAUAACUACUUCCACCUUCCUAUGACUUGAACUCCUCAAGACACCUCUCGAACCUUUUUUGAAUAUUGUUUUGAAAUUCUUGAUUACUCUUUCUUUUGAGGAGUAGAUUUGUGGGCUUUUUCUUUUUUCACAUUCCAUGCUUCCUCAAAUGUAGAAAAAAUGUUUGGUACUCUUUUUUUUAACUUUAUCUUGAUAUUUUUUUGUGAUGAGUAUUACCAUUUGGAAGGGUGAGUACAAAUUGGCAAACAGAUCCUAGUUGUAGGUCACUGUCUCAGAGAUUUUUGUACUAAUUUAAUUUAUAUCCUGUCUGCUCGGCGCAAGGGGUAGGUCACGGAUGUUGGAAAGGAAAGUUAUUUCCUAGCCUGUUUAAAGGUGGGUUGAUCAGUCUAUACGCAGCAUUCCGUUUAGUACUCGUCAGGUGAAGUACAAAAAAACAUGUGGAAAUCUGAGCUGAGGUAUUUUGACAAAUUAGUUUUUAUACCUUUGCCCAGUGGGGGAUUUUUAAUCAACUCCCCUCACUCUUAGCUCCUCCACAAUAUCCCCUCCUAACCACCCCUUAAUUCCACCCCAGUCUAUCCCGUCUCCCCACCUCAAUCCCCUUUACACUUAUCUCUUCCCAAGCACCUCUUAUUCCCUUCCCCAUCAUGUCGUCCAGGUGCCGGGAACAUUAAACCUGUUUCUGUGUAGAGGGCAGCGCUUAAUAUAUCCAUUCUUCUGCCUGGAUUUUAAGGUGCUACCUCCACCCUGAGGGACCAAUUAGCACAGUGCUGCCCUCUAUACAAGCUGCUCUAAAAGUCCCCAUAAUUUCACUGAGUAAUUUUGUGCCUGAUAUGAUGAGUGCUAAAAGGAGCAGUGUGCGUACGAGUUAGCGCCUGAACCCUCUGUGUCGUGUAUUUGCAUUUUCAUUCUGUACGGCAUCUGCUGCAUUUCGGUGUAAUGUAAAAUUAAUCUCGCUGGGAAUGUCUAUAGUAGUUUAUUGACGUGUCUGAAUAUUAUGUAUGUAUAUAUAUUUUCCAAACUAAGAGGAUGGGGGAGGAAAAACUCAAAUUUAAAAACUGCAGAAAAAAAAAAUACAAACUUCCCCUUUUGCAGAGUUUUUUGAGGUUUAUCUGAUUGUUAACAGCUUCACAGUUUUUACAAUACAUACAUUUUAUAAUUAUAUUUUUCUCUAUAGGACGAGAUAUUAUAAUGAUCUGAUUAGUAUGUAGCCUUUAUAGUAGUGCAAAGGUUCGAUUUAAUUAAUAAUGGUCCUUCAUUUAGAACAUUUACAUUCACCGGAGUUGUAAGUGUGUGUGUGUGUGUGUAAGAUUUGAUGGUUCUGUGUUAUUAAAUAGAUGCAUUCACUCAAGUUAUGUAUGUGUGUGUGUGUUUGUGUGUGUGUGUGUGUGUGUCAGGGAUCUAAGGGGCUGCUGUGGGGCCUGACAUUUCGCCUUAAGGUCACCCCCCACCCCCCAUACCCACCACAAAGAGUCAAACAGUUGCAUUUCCACCUCAGUGUCUUGGUAAGGUACUUUGUCCACCACUCCCAUUAACACGUGGUCAGGGGGGAAAAAAAGGACCCUGGAAAAUAUAUGAACUUGAGUUAUACAAAUGAAAUACUCAAAAUAACAGAAUGGUUGUCAAUGUUUCUUUUGACAGUAUUUAAAUUUAUGCACCUCGGCUGGUUAUUUGUAUACAGUAAACAGCUCAUGGCCAAAAAUAAAUAGAUAAAUAAAUAGAUAAAUAGAUAAGCAAAACAAAAAAGUCCACUGAUUACUUAUAUGAAAAAUAAAGAAGAAAUGAGUGUCUCAAAGAUAAGAUAGAUCAAUUUCGGAUAGAGAUAAGGAGGAAGAGGAGCAAUUCUUUCCCCUUAUCAUGCGUGCUAAUUGGAGUGGUGCGUACUGAUUAGCAAACCCACCAUUUAUACCUUAGGUCGCCGUCAUCCCCCCUCCCCCCCACGUAGAUUGCUAAUUAGUAGCUCAUACCUUUAAUUAAUGUUCACUAGUUUAAUGAAGGAUAUUAUUUUUUUCUCAUUGAUAUUAAUUAAACAUGUCAAGCAAGAUGUAAUUCCUAAACAUUGUAAAUCUCUCUCUCUCUCUCUCUCUCUCUCUCUCUCUCUCUCUCUCUCUCUCUCUCUCUCUCUCUCUCUCUGUGUUAAUACUUUUUUAAUACACUUGAAUUGUC
Eriocheir sinensis (Chinese mitten crab) is the source of this 3174-nucleotide messenger RNA. RefSeq lists its product as uncharacterized. NCBI's taxonomy places the organism in Eukaryota, Metazoa, Arthropoda, Malacostraca, Decapoda, Varunidae. The transcript is spliced from 5 exons. The record is from RefSeq and is a predicted model, not a curated record. Bases 127 to 708 code for a protein of 193 amino acids.